AUGAAUAUCACAAAGAAGUUCGACCGCGCCUUCCAGUGGGCCGGCGAGAAGAUGGGCUCAGAAGCCAGGACAAACAUGUCGGAUGACUUCAAAACCCUAGAGACAGAGAUGGCCCUCCGCUUCGACGGAAUGGUGAAGCUCCAAUCCUCCAUGAACGAGUAUGUCAAAUGGCUCUCCCGUCGUGCCGAGGGCAUGGACCGCGAGAAGGGCGUGCCUGCAGCCAUUCUGGGACGGUCGAUGAUAGCACACGGCGAGGAUUUCGACAACGAUUCCGAGUUUGGAAACUGCCUGAUUGCCAUGGGCCGGGGCAACGACCGCGUAGCCAACAUCCAGGAGCAGUUUGCCGCCGACGCCAGCUGCUUCUGGCUCGAGUCACUCGAGAGGUCGCUGGCAAUGAUGAAGGAGUAUCAGGCUGCCCGCAAGAAGCUCGAAUCCCGCCGGCUAGCCCUCGAUGCCUCCACAACCAAGAUGCAGAAGGCCAAGCGUGAUGAUUUCCGCAUUGAGGACGAGCUGCGUAGCGCCAAAGCCAAGUACGAAGAGUCUUCCGAGGACGUAUACCGACGGAUGCAAGACAUCAAGGACGCCGAGGCCGACAGCAUCCGCGACCUGACGCGGUUCCUCGACGCUGAGCUGGACUACCAUGAGCGGUGCGCCGAGGAGCUGCGCCGCGUGCGACAAUCCUGGGUCGCAGGGGCGGCCGGAGGCGGCUCGCCCCACUCACGCCGGCCUUCAGGACGCAGCAGGUCCAACACCGCAGAGCAGUCGUCUUACGGCGGCCCACGGCUGGCGCUCAGCAGGACAAACAGCAACGUGUACGAAGACGAGGAGGCGGACGACUUCCCCUCUCACAACGCACGCGCGCCCAUCCGCUCGCAGUCUCGCAUCAGUGUCAACAGCCAAGCAUCCGACCGGCCAGAGAUGCCCGCCCGGCCUGGUAUUUCUAGGAGCAACACAUACCAGAACGAACGCAACCUCGGCGCAAACCUGUCCCGCACGACCUCUGGGACAUCGACGCCACUCAGAGAGGCCCCUCCUCCGCAGAUGAAUGUCGGCUCCCUCCGCGGCCAGCUGCGUCCCACCGGAAGCAGCAGGGCGUCCGCGAUGGAUGUCUUUGCGGACCAUGACGGCGACGACACUGGCGGCAGCAGCGACACAGCGGACAGGAGCACGAGCCCAGCCACGAGUUACGGAAGCCUUAGCAGAACAAACACCGCCCCCAGCGUCGCCAUCGGAAAGAAAGCCCCACCACCGCCACCGCCUAGCAGGGCCAAGAAGCCCGCACCACCUGUGCCAAUGCGCCGGGAGGUUGGGUACUAG
This is a messenger RNA of Diaporthe citri, 1317 nucleotides long. RefSeq lists its product as uncharacterized. Bases 1 to 1317 code for a protein of 438 amino acids. The record is from RefSeq and is a predicted model, not a curated record. Gene Ontology annotation, cellular component: cytoplasm. The transcript is spliced from 4 exons. Lineage: Eukaryota; Fungi; Ascomycota; Sordariomycetes; Diaporthales; Diaporthaceae. Gene Ontology annotation, molecular function: protein binding.